Molecule: messenger RNA, 1518 nt
Organism: Penicillium taxi
Lineage: Eukaryota; Fungi; Ascomycota; Eurotiomycetes; Eurotiales; Aspergillaceae
Product: H(+)-transporting V1 sector ATPase subunit B
Exons: 8
Coding region: 1-1518 (505 amino acids)
Biological process (GO): proton transmembrane transport; ATP metabolic process
Cellular component (GO): proton-transporting V-type ATPase, V1 domain
Molecular function (GO): ATP binding; proton-transporting ATPase activity, rotational mechanism
Source: RefSeq, a predicted model, not a curated record
AUGGCUGAGUUUGUUGAUCCCCGGAUGACCAAUAUCAAGCCCCGUAUCCGCUACAACACCAUCGGAGGUAUCAACGGUCCGCUGGUCGUCCUUGACAAUGUCAAAUUCCCCCGCUACAAUGAAAUUGUCUCCUUGACGCUUCCUGAUGGCACAGAGCGUUCCGGCCAGGUUCUGGAGGCUCGAGGAAGUCGAGCUGUGGUACAGGUGUUCGAGGGCACUUCCGGUAUCGAUGUGAAGAAGACCAAGGUCGAGUUCACCGGUCACAGCUUGAAGCUGGGUGUGUCUGAAGACAUGCUGGGUCGAGUGUUCGAUGGUUCAGGCCGUGCCAUCGAUAAGGGACCCAAGGUGCUGGCGGAAGAUUACCUAGAUAUUAACGGACAACCCAUCAAUCCUUACUCCCGGGUCUACCCCGAGGAAAUGAUCUCUACCGGUAUUUCCGCCAUCGAUACCAUGAACUCCAUUGCUCGUGGACAGAAGAUUCCAAUCUUCUCUGCGGCUGGUCUGCCCCACAACGAAAUCGCCGCUCAGAUCUGUCGUCAAGCCAGUCUGGUCAAGCCUACCAAGGGCGUUCACGACGAUCACGAGGAGAACUUCUCCAUCGUCUUUGCUGCCAUGGGUGUCAACAUGGAGACUGCUCGUUUCUUUACUCGCGAUUUCGAAGAGAAUGGCUCGAUGGAGCGUGUCACUCUCUUCCUGAACUUGGCCAAUGAUCCUACCAUUGAGCGUAUCAUUACCCCCCGUCUGGCUUUGACCACCGCCGAAUAUUACGCCUACCAGUUGGAGAAGCACGUCCUAGUUAUCAUGACUGACUUGUCCGCCUACUGUGAUGCUUUGCGUGAGGUUUCUGCUGCCAGAGAAGAAGUCCCCGGUCGUCGUGGUUACCCCGGUUACAUGUACACUGAUUUGGCUACCAUCUACGAGCGUGCUGGACGUGUCGAGGGCCGUAACGGAUCUAUUACUCAGAUUCCUAUUCUGACUAUGCCUAACGACGAUAUUACUCACCCCAUUCCUGACUUGACUGGUUACAUUACCGAGGGUCAGAUCUUCAUUGAUCGUCAACUAGCCAAUAAGGGUGUUUACCCUCCCAUUAACGUGCUGCCUUCGCUAUCACGUCUAAUGAAGUCUGCUAUCGGAGAGGGACGUACCCGCAAGGACCACUCCGAUGUGUCUAAUCAGCUGUACGCCAAGUACGCUAUCGGUCGUGAUGCUGCCGCCAUGAAGGCAGUCGUCGGUGAGGAAGCUCUUUCCUCCGAAGACAAGCUCUCUCUGGAGUUCCUCGAGAAGUUCGAGCGCACCUUCAUUAGUCAAUCUGCUUAUGAGUCUCGCACUAUCUACGAUUCUCUCGACAUCGCCUGGAACUUGCUCCGCAUUUACCCCAAGGAACUGCUGAACCGUAUCCCCAAGCGUGUACUGGACGAGUUCUACGCCCGCUCAGCCCGCAAGCUUGCCAGCAAGGACACUCGGGAUAACUCUACUGAAGAACAGAAGCACGGUGAAGGAAAUCUGAUCGACGCUUAA